Messenger RNA from Coregonus sp. 'balchen', 17359 nucleotides. Lineage: Eukaryota; Metazoa; Chordata; Actinopteri; Salmoniformes; Salmonidae. The record is from the annotation of a GenBank genome assembly.
AUGGUGUCUCGUAUCACGGGGUCAGUGGGUAAAGGACUGGCUGCCAUCACCAUGGAUAAAGAGUACCAGCAAAAAAGACGAGAGGAAAUGAACAGACCUCCCAAAGACUUUGGAGAGAGUCUGGCCAAGGGAGGCAUGGGAUUCUUCAAGGUACCACUGUAGUACUAUGAUCAUUUAAUAAAGAUACACUUUAUCCAGAGACACUUACAGUGAAACCAGGGUUGGGGGGGGAUUUCCAUUUCAAUUCACUCAAUUCAGGUAAAAGUAAUUCACAUUUUCCUCAUAGAAAGUAUAUGAGGAAAAUUGGAAUUGGGAUUUCAGUUGACUUCCUAAAUUGACUGAAUUGAAAAUGGACUUGACCACAACCCUGCAGUGAACACAUGUUGUGUGUAUGUAGCCCAUGUGGAAAUCACACCGUCAGCUGUGGGGUCGAAAGCACAUGUCCCAAUAUUGUCCUUCACGGACGAGUCAGAGGUCACGGACGAGUCAGAGGUCACGGACGUCUAAGCCCCGUGUUGAAUAUUAAAACUACACGAAAUGAUUCAACAACGAUACAUGACAUGGCCUGCAUCCCAAAAUGGCACCCUAUUCCCUAUGUAGUGCACUACUUUUGACACGUAGGGCUAUAUAGGAACUAGGGUGCGAUUUGUGACGCAGACAUGUGGUUGCCUACAAGCGCGACCUUGACAUUAUAGGACAAAAGGCAAUUGUACUGCAUGAUGUGCAUUUUACUGUAGAAUCAUGAGCAGGAGUGGACUUUCAAUCAGUAGAUUUACCAUUACAGACCAGAACAUUACAGGGGAACUGCUCAUGUAAUUCUACCAUUACAGACCAGAACAUUACAGGGGAACUACUCAUGUAAUUCUACCAUUACAGACCAGAACAUUACAGGGGAACUACUCAUGUAAUUCUACCAUUACAGACCAGAACAUUACAGGGGGAACUACUCAUGUAAUUCUACCAUUACAGACCAGAACAUUACAGGGGGAACUACUCAUGUAAUUCUACCAUUACAGACCAGAACAUUACAGGGGAACUGCUCAUGUAAUUCUACCAUUACAGACAGAACAUUACAGGGGAACUACUCAUGUAAUUCUACCAUUACAGACCAGAACAUUACAGGGGAACUACUCAUGUAAUUCUACCAUUACAGACCAGAACAUUACAGGGGAACUACUCAUGUAAUUCUACCAUUACAGACCAGAACAUUACAGGGGAACUACUCAUGUAAUUAUACCAUUACAGACCAGAACAUUACAGGGAACUGCUCAUGUAAUUCUACCAUUACAGACCAGAACAUUACAGGGGGAACUACUCAUGUAAUUCUGACCAUUACAGCCCAGAACAUUACAGGGGAACUGCUCAUGGAAUUCGACCAUUACAGACAAGAACAUUACAGGGGGAAAAAACUACUCAGUAAUUCUUACCAUUACAGACCAGAAUUACAGGGGAAACUGCUCAUGGAAAUUCUACCAUUACAGACCGAACAUUACAGGGGGAACUGCGUAUGUAAUUCUACCAUUACAGACAAGCACAUUACAGGGGGAAUCUACUCAGGUUAAUUCUACCAUUACAGACCGACAUUACAGGGGGAUACUAAUAAUGAAUCUACCAUUACCAGACCAGAAACAUUACAGGGGAACUGCUCAUGUAAUUUCUACCAUUACAGACCAGAACAUACAGGGGGGAACUACUCAUGUAAUCUACCAUUACAGACAAGAACUUACAGGGGAAAACUGCUCAUGUUAAUCUUACCAUUACAGACCAGAAACAUUACAGGGGGAAACUACUCAUGUAAUUCUACCAUUACAGACCAGAACAUUACAGGGGGAACUACUCAUGUAAUUCUACCAUUACAGACCAGAACAUUACAGGGGGAACUAUCAUGUAAUUCUACCAUUACAGACCAGAACAUUACAGGGGGAACUACUCAUGUAAUUCUACCAUUACAGACCAGAACAUUACAGGGGGAACUACUCAUGUAAUUCUACCAUUACAGACCAGAACAUUACAGGGGAAACUGACUCAUGUAAUUCUACCAUUACAGACCAGAACAUUACAGGGGGAAACUGUCAUGUAAUUCUACCAUUACAGACCAGAAACAUUACAGGGGGAACUACUCAUGUAAUUCUACCAUUACAGACCAGAACAUUACAGGGGAACUACUCAUGUAAUUCUACCAUUACAGACCAGAACAUUACAGGGGAACUGCUCAUGUAAUUCUACCAUUACAGACCAGAACAUUACAGGGGAACUACUCAUGUAAUUCUACCAUUACAGACCAGAACAUUACAGGGGGAAACUGCAUCAUGUAAUUCUACCAUUACAGACCAGAACAUUACAGGGGGAAACUACUCAUGUAAUUCUUACCAUUACAGACCAGAACAUUACAGGGGAACUACUCAUGUAAUUCUACCAUUACAGACAGAACAUUACAGGGGAAACUACUCAUGUAAUUCUACCAUUACAGACCAGAACAUUACAGGGGAAACUACUCAUGUAAUUCUACCAUUACAGACCAGAACAUUACAGGGGAACUACUCAUGUAAUUCUACCAUUACAGACCAGAACAUUACAGGGGAACUACUCAUGUAAUUCUACCAUUACAGACCAGAACAUUACAGGGGGAACUACUCAUGUAAUUCUACCAUUACAGACCAGAACAUUACAGGGAAACUACUCAUGUAAUUCUACCAUUACAGACCAGAACAUUACAGGGGAACUACUCAUGUAAUUUCACCAUUAACAGACCAAACCUUACAGGGGGAACUACUCAUGUAAAUUCUAACCAUUACAGACCGAACAUUACAUGGGAACUGCUCAUGUAAUUCUACCAUUCCGACCAGAACAUUAACAGGGGAACUACUCAUGUAAUUCUACCAUUACAGACCAGAACAUUACAGGGGGAACUCCUCAGGUAAAUCUACCAUUACAGACCAGAACAUUACAGGGUAACUACUCAUGUAAUUCUACCAUUACAACAAACAUUACAGUGGAACUGCUCAUGGUCUUCGCACCCUCGUUGAUUACAGGACCUAAAAGGAAUCAUCUUCAGUUGUCUAUUCUGUCCUGGUCUCCCCUUUAGAGUCGUGAUGAGGCUAAAACCAGGGUCUGUCCCAAAUGGCAACCUAAAGUAGUGGUCUCUAUGUAGGGAACAGUGUGUCAUUUGGGACGGAGUCAUGAUAAGCUUUUCAGGACAGAACACAACAUCAGAUGAAACCUCUUCAUUCAGGACAAUAAUGUGAAAUGUAAUUUUCCUCCCAAACGGGAUGGUUUUCUUUGGUUAAGAGGUUGUUCUGUCCUGUUAGUCUUGAAUUAGACCUUUGUGUUGGAUACCAUGGAGACCUGACGGUCCUUUCGCUUUUUUUUUUUUUUCUUAUCUCUCAUUCUUAUCGCUAUCUCUCUCUCUCUUCUGUAGGGGGUCGUUGGUGGGGUAACGGGCAUCGUGACCAAACCUGUAGAAGGUAUGUUUAUUCACAACGCUCUGACCUGUGGCUGAACUCUUCUUCCGUUCACUUUCACAAACAUGGGGGGGGGAAGAAAUCAUGAUUCUCAUCAAUGUUCAAUAGAUAUUUACAUUUACAUUCCAUAAAUGUAAUUCUAGAACAAUUUUAUAGCUAGAAUAAAAUCUGUAGUUUAUUGUCCACUUUGUGGGAAACAGAAGUUUGUCUCAACCCUUCAAAGAUGAUCUCCAUCAGAUCUCACAUCCCUUCAUGGAUUUGGUAGAAUAUAUAGGAUGUACACUGAGUGUACAAAACAUUAGGAACACCUGCUCUUUCCAUGACAUAGACUGACCAGGUGAAUCCAUGUGAAAGCUAUGAUCCCUUAUUGAUGUCACCUGUUAAAUCCACUUCAAAUCAGUGUAGAUGAAGGGGAGGAGACAGGUUAAAGAAUAUUUUUUAAGCCUUGAGACAUGGAUUGUGUACGUGUGCCAUUCAGAGGGUGAACGGGCAAGACAAAAUAUUUAAGCGCCUUUAAAACGGGGUAUGGUAGUAGGUCAAGAACUCCAACGCUGCUGGGUUUUUGACGCUCAACAGUUUCCUGUGUGUAUCAAGAAUGGUCCACCACCCAAAGGACAUCCAGCCAACUUGACAUAACUGUGGGAAGCAUUGGAGUCAACAUGGGCCAAGCAUCCCUGUGGAACGCUUUCCACACCUUGUAGAUGUGAUUUGAUUCAUUAGGAACCCCAUUAGCCAACGCCAAUGGCAACAGCUAGUCUUACUGGGGUCCGACACAUAACCAAAAAUAAAUCACAGACAAAAGACUUACAAUUUACAUACAUCUAAAAACAUUAACAUGUAGUGUGUGUGUGCAUCUAUCAGUGAGGGAAAAAAGUAUUUGAUCCCCUGCUGAUUUUGUACGUUUGCCCACUGACAAAGACAUGAUCAGUCUAUAAUUUUAAUGGUAGGUUUAUUUGAACAGUGAGAGACAGACUAACAACAACAAAAAUCCAGAAAAAUGCAUGUCAAAAAAUGUAUAAAUUGAUUUGCAUUUUAAUGAGGGAAAUAAGUAUUUGACCCCUCUGCAAAACAUGACUUAGUACUUGGUGGCAAAACCCUUGUUGGCAAUCACAGAGGUCAGACGUUUCUUGUAGUUGGCCACCAGGUUUGCACACAUCUCAGGAGGGAUUUUGUCCCACUCCUCUUUGCAGAUCUUCUCCAAGUCAUUAAGGUUUCGAGCCUGACGUUUGGCAACUCGAACCUUCAGCUCCCUCCACAGAUUUUCUAUGGGAUUAAGGUCUGGAGACUGGCUAGGCCACUCCAGGACCUUAAUGUGCUUCUUCUUGAGCCACUCCUUUGUUGCCUUGGCCGUGUGUUAUGGGUCAUUGUCAUGCUGGAAUACCCAUCCACGACCCAUUUUCAAUACCCUGGCUGAGGGAAGGAGGUUCUCACCCAAGAUUUGACGGUACAUGGCUCCGUCCAUCGUCCCUUUGAUGCGGUGAAGUUGUCCUGUCCCCUUAGCAGAAACCCCCCCCCCCCCCCCCCCCCCCCCCCCCCCCCAAAGCAUAAUGUUUCCACCUCCAUGUUUGACGGUGGGGAUGGUGUUCUUGGGGUCAUAGGCAGCAUUCCUCCUCCUCCAAACACGGCGAGUUGAGUUGAUGCCAAAGAGCUCGAUUUUGGUCUCAUCUGACCACAACACUUUCACCCAGUUCUCCUCUGAAUCAUUCAGAUGUUCAUUGGCAAACUUCAGACGGCCCUGUAUAUGUGCUUUCUUGAGCAGGGGGACCUUGCGGGCGCUGCAGGAUUUCAGUCCUUCACGGCGUAGUGUGUUACCAAUUGUUUUCUUGGUGACUAUGGUCCCAGCUGCCUUGAGAUCAUUGACAAGAUCCUCCCGUGUAGUUCUGGGCUGAUUCCUCACCGUUCUCAUGAUCAUUGCAACUCCACGAAGUGAGAUCUUGCAUGGAGCCCCAGGCCGAGGGAGAUUGACAGUUCUUUGUGUUUCUUCCAUUUGCGAAUAAUCACACCAACUGUUGUCACCUUCUCACCAAGCUGCUUGGCGAUGGUCUUGUAGCCCAUUCCAGCCUUGUGUAGGUCUACAAUCUUGUCCCUGACAUCCUUGGAGAGCUCUUUGGUCUUGGCCAUGGUGGAGAGUUUGGAAUCUGAUUGAUUGAUUGCUUCUCUGGACAGGUGUCUUUUAUACAGGUAACAAACUGAGAUUAGGAGCACUCCCUUUAAGAGUGUGCCCCUAAUCUCAGCUCGUUACCUGUAUAAAAGACACCUGGGAGCCAGAAAUCUUUCUGAUUGAGAGGGGGUCAAAUACUUAUUUCCCUCAUUAAAAUGCAAAUCAAUUUAUAACAUUUUUGACAUGCGUUUUUCUGGAUUUUGUUGUUAUUCUGUCUCUCACUGUUCAAAUAAGCCUACCAUUAAAAUUAUAGACUGAUCAUUUCUUUGUCAGUGGGCAAACGUACAAAAUCAGCAGGGGAUCAAAUACUUUUUUCCCUCACUGUACAUGUCAGUACAUACACACAACAAGUAGGUCACAUGGGGGAGACGCGUUGUGGCCUAAGGUCUUGCUUUAUUUGUUUUCUGAAACCAGGUUUGCAGUUCACUUACGCUAUAUAAGAUGGAAGGGAGUUCCAUGCACUCAUGGCUCUGUGUAAUACUGUACGUUUCCUUGAAUUUGUUCUGGACCUGGGGACUGUGAAAAUACCCCUGGUGACAUGUCAGGUGGGGUAAGUGUGUGUGUCAGUGCUGUGUGGAAGUUGACUAUCCAAACAAUUAGGAAUUUCCAACACAUUAAUGUUUCUUAUAAAAACAAGAGGUGACACGGUCAGUCUUUCCUCAACUCUCAGCCAAGAGAGACCGGCAUGCAUAGUAUUAAUAUUAGCCGUCUGAUUACAAUGAAGAGCAAGACGUGCCGCUCUGUUCUGGGCCAGCUGCAGCUUAACUAGGUCUUUCUUUGCAGCACUGGAUCACACGAUUGGACAAUAAUCAAGAUUAGACAAAACUAGAGCCUGCAGGACUUGCUUUUUGGAGUGGGGUGUCAAAAAAGCAGAGCAUCAUUUAUUAUGGACAUACCUCUUCCCAUCUUUACAACCAUAGAAUCUAUAUGUUUUGACCAUGACAGUUUACAAUCUAAGGUAACGCCAAGUAAUUUACUCUCUUCAACUUGUUCAACAGCCACACCAUUCAUCACCAGAUAUAAUAAAUAAUAAUAAAUAAUAUGCCAUUUAGCAGACGCUUUUAUCCAAAGCGACUUACAGUCAUGCGUGCAUACAUUUUUGUGUAUGGGUGGUCCCGGGGAUCGAACCCACAACCUUGGCGUUACAAGCGCCGUGCUCUACCAGCUGAGCUACAGAGGACCACAGGCACCAGAUUCAGCUGAGGUCUAGAAUUCAGGGAAUGAUUUGUACCAAAUACAAUGCUCUUAGUUUUAGAGAUGUUCAGGACCAGUUUAUUAGUGGCCACCCAUUCCAAAACAGACUCCAACUCUUUGUUAAGGAUUUCAGUGACUUCACUAGCUGUGGUUGCUGAUGCGUAUAUGGUUGAGUCAUCAGCAUACAUGGACACACAUGCUUUGUUUAAUGCCAGUGGCAGGUCAUUGGUAAACAUAGAAACGAGUAGAGGGCCUAGAGAGCUGCGCUUUACAUGUUUGAGAUUAGAGAAGCUUCCAUAAAAAAAAAAACUCUGAGUUGUAUUAGAUAGAUAGCUCUGAAUCCACGAUAUGACAGAGGUUGAAAAGCCAUAACACAUACGUUUUCUCAACAACAGGUUAUGGUCAAUAAUAUCAAAGGCUGCACUGAAAUCUAACAGUACAGCUCCCACAAUCUUCUUAUUAUCAAUUUCUUUCAACCAAUCAUCAGUCGUUUGUGUUAGUGCAGUACAUGUUGAGUGGCCUUCUCUAUAAGCAUGCUGAAAGUCUGUUGUUAAUUUGUUUAUAGAGAAGUAGCAUUUGGUCAAACACAAUUUUUUCCAACAGUUUGCUAAGAGCUGGCAGCAAGCUGAUAGGUCUGCUGUUAGAACCAAUAAAAAGGCUGCUUUACCACGCUUGGGUAGCGGAAUGACUUUGGCUUCCCUCCAGGCCUGAGGACAAAGACUUUCCUCUAGGCUCAGAUUAAAGAUAUGACCGAUAGGAGUGGCUAUAGAGUCAGCUACCAUCCUCAGUAGCUUUCCAUCUAAGUUGUCAAUGCCAGGAGGUUUUGUCAUUAUUGAUCAAUAACAAUAAUGUUCCACCUCUCCCACACAAACUUUACAAAGAUUUGUCAUAAUUUUUUUAUGCAUGAUUACGGUGGCUCACUGUUCGUUGUUGGCAUUUCCUGCCUAAGUUUGCCCACUUUGCCAAUUAAGUAAUCAUUCAAAUAAUUGGCAACAUCAAAUGGUUUUGUGAUGAAUAAGCCUUCUGAUUCGGUGAAAGAUGGAGUCUUUCUGCCCAUCAUUUCAUUUAAAGUACUCCAACGUUUUUUUUCCAUCAUUCUUUAUAUCAUUGAUCUUGGCUUCAUAAUACAGUUUCUUCUUCUUUUUGUUGAGUUUAGUCACAUCAUUUCUCACUUUGCAGUAAGUCAACCAGUCAGAUGUGCAGCCAGACAUAUUAGCCACUCCUUUUGCCCCGUCUCUUUCAACCAGACAGUUUUUCAAUUCCUCAUCAAUCCACGGAGCCUUAACAGUUCUAACAGUCAGUUUCAGAACAGGGGCAUGUUUAUCAAUAAUUGGAAGAAGCAAUUUCAUAAUUUCAUAAAGUGCAGCGUCUGGAUGCUCCUUAUUAAUCACAUCAGACCAACAAAUAAAGUUUUACAUCCACAUAAGAGUCACAGCAAAAUACUUUGUAUGAUCUCUUAUACACUAUUUUAGGCCCAGCAUUUGGAACUUUGGCUUUCCUGGAUAUAGUCACUAUAUUGUGAUCACUGCAUCCAAUGGGUACGGAUACAGCUUCAGAACAAAGUUCUACAGUAUUAGUAAAAAUGUGAUCAAUACAUGUGGAUGAUCUUGUUCCUGUAGUGUUUGUAAACACCCUGGUAGGUUGAUUAAUAACCUGAACCAGAUUACAGGCACUGGUUACAGUGAGAAGCUUCCUCUUGAGCCGGACAGCUAGAUGAAAACCAGUCAAUAUUCAGGUCUCCAAGAAAGUAGACCUCUCUGUUUACAUCACAUAAACUAUCAAGCAUUUCACACAUAUUAUUUAGAUACUGACUGUUAGCACUUGGUGGCCUAUAGCAACACCCCAGAAGAAAAGGCUUUAGAUGUGCCAAGUGAACCUGUAACCACAACACACUGUGUAAGUCAAUAUUAGCAAAGUGUUCUUAAUGUUUUGUACACUCAGUGUAUGUUGAAUAUGACAUUACUGUAUUCCAGGAUUUGGUUUUGAGGUUAACCUUUUUAAAAACCAAACCCCCCUGGGGGGGGGGAAAAGGAGGGGAAGGAGAGAAAAAAAAGGGGGGGGAAAAAAUAGGACGAAGAGAAAGGGGGGAGAAAAGAAGGGGGAAAAAACCCUUUGAAGAGAGGGGGAGGGGGGGGGGGGGGGGGGGGGGGGCCCCCUUUUUUUUUUGGGGGGGGGGGGGGGGCCCCCCCCCCCGCCCCCCCAAGGGGUUUUUUUUUUUGGGGGAUUCCCCCCCCCCCCCCCCCCCCCCCCCCCCCGGGGGGCCCAAAAGAAGGAGGAGCGGCUUUUUCUUAAAGGGCAUGGGAAGGGUUAGGGGGGUGGUGGCCGGCCACGGGGGGGCAUCGUAGACAUGGCCUCCAGCACCUUCCAUGGAAUACAAAGGUUGGUAGAAAAGGGCAAAAAAGGGGCAACAAGUAUGGAGACAGGGCAUAAGAGGUUAGUGGAGACAGGACACUACAGAGGUUAGUGGAGACAGGACACUACAGAGGUUAGUGGAGACAGGAAGGCCACUACAGAGGUUAGUGGAGACAGGACACUACAGAGGUUAGUGGAGACAGGAAGGACACUACAGAGGUUAGUGGAGACAGGACACUACAGAGGUUAUUGUGAUUUUAUUUGGAAUGUUUUGUUUAAUGUGGUAUUGCGUAACAUUAUUUGUCUGUCACUCAUAACCAUGUUUGGUGCUUUAUGUUCUGUUCAUUAUAAUUAUUGUGAUCUGACUAAUUUUGUUAACUGUUCUGUUUUCAAUUUGUUUUCUCAUAAGUUAAUGCCUUGGAGAAGUUGUUUUUGUCUUUGUGUUGAGUGAGUAUUUGGUGAGAUGUGGGAAAGCUUUGGUAAUGACUGGGCGGCCACAGUGAACACUUCCUGUUCACGUGACCUACGCAAUAGGGGUCAUAGGGGAGGGGUUUGGGACUGGGGAGGGGUUCGGCUGGCAUGGAGGGUUAGUUGUCUUUCUCAUAAAUCAGAUUGUCUGUCAGAGAGGUAAGUGACUGCAUGGCGUUGAAGUAGGUAUCAUGCUGUUACAGAUCAAACCAAAGGAAAUGAUUGGUUAACAGCUCAACAUUUAACCCCCCCCCCCCCAUCAUCGUUAACGCUGCUACUGACCUGAGUCCUCCUCCUGCUCCAUACUGCAGCAUCGUGGGGUCCAACAGACUAAACCCUGAGGACAGAACAGACCGGGACAGAGGAGACUAUUGGUACUGUAAAGCUAAAGAUUAGAGCAGCUCUUCUCAGCAGGUCAUUCUGUAUCUCAGUAACUUUGACGUCACAUUGGAUUCUAACUGCAGUUAGACAAACACACACACACACACACACAGACUCUUCCUUGUCAGAUAGCUAAUAGAAGUCACACUCAAGCCCCUCCUCCACCUGUUCUCUCCUCCGGGAUUGGCCGACUGCACGAGCGCACGACACCGCCAUGCAGAGAUUGGCAGUUUGGCAAAGUUUUUUUGCUGCAAAAAAAACCAAAACAUAUUGACGAUAUAAAAUCCACCACUGUCAGGAUCCCUGCUGUGUUGACCUGGGGGCUUCAUGUUGGUAAUAGACUGAUGUAAUGCAUUGUGGACUGGAAUUGCGUUUGGGGAAAUGUGCUGGCAUGUGGCUGGUUAGCUUACAUGUUCAUAUGGGGCUGAAAUAGCUCCGCCAACAGCUCUCGGAGUGGAGGACCUCCACGAUUGGUCUAACGCAGCCAAGUAAACCGUCCAGUCUCUACUGUGACUUUGACCCCCCCCCCCCCUCCCCCUCUGGCUUUCUCAUUAACCCCUUCCUCCCCCUCACCUCAGUUACCUAAUGUUGGGCCAAAACAGUCCUAAUUCCCCAGUGGUUCUGAAAUGCAAAAACACACCCCCGUCACAUAGUAUUUUCGUCCAUUCAACAUGUCAUUCAUUAUCCUUCACAAAGCAUAUUAUUGAUCACUCAUAAAAUUCCUGAUAACCUGAUGAAAUUGUUGUUCCAUGCUUUCACACUAGAGGUAACGAAAGGUGAGAUACUGAAACGUACGUGCGUACGUACGUGCACGCAUACACACUCAUGCACAGUUCGCCUCCCCUUUGGGCUGAACUUUUUUUUUUUUUAAGUUUGCGAUUUCUUUCAGAAGCAGGAUUCUGCUAGUUCUGAUAAUUGAUCAUGUUAACCCACUGCUGCUGUGUCUGGUGGCUCAUUGGGAAGACAUUACGUUGCAGUUUUAUUAUGAGUUUGGGUCCGAAAGCAAACUAGGUCUUGUUCUUGCUUGAUUAAUGAAACCCUUCUGACGGUGCGUUGUGAUUGGCUUUGAGAUACGACGGUGCGUUCUGAUUUGGCUGUGAGAUCUGACGGUGCGUUCUGAUUUGGCUGUGCGAUCUUUACGGGACGUUGUGAUUGGCAGGGUGGCAGAGUCGACAGAGGAAGUGACCAAGCUGAGGCCGGUCAGACUGAUCCGAGAGGACGGAAUCAUCAGACCUUACGACCAGGAGGACGCCAAGGGUUAUGACCUAUUCCAGGUUAGCAACCCGCCUUAGAUGAACACACAGACACCCGUGGCUGGAGGUAGAAUUGUCCAGGUUUGAGAAAAGGGGCUAUAUAACAACUAGUGCUAUCCUAUUUCAAUUUCUGAACUUUCUAUUCCAAAUUUUAUAUAUAUAUAUAUAUAUAUAUAUAUAUACAGUGGGGGAAAAAAGUAUUUAGUCAGCCACCAAUUGUGCAAGUUCUCCCACUUAAAAAGAUGAGAGAGGCUUGUAAUUUUCAUCAUAGGUACACGUCAACUAUGAUAGACAAAAUGAGAAAGAAAAAUCCAGAAAAUCACAUUGUAGGAUUUUUAAUGAAUUUAUUUGCAAAUUAUGGUGGGAAAAUAAGUAUUUGGUCAAUAACAAAAGUUUCUCAAUACUUUGUUAUAUACCCUUUGUUGGCAAUGACACAGGUCAAACGUUUUCUGUAAGUCUUCACAAGGUUUUCACACACUGUUUGCUGGUAUUUUGGCCCAUUCCUCCCAUGCAGAUCUCCUCUAGAGCAGUGAUGUUUUGGGGCUGUCGCUGGGCAACACGGACUUUCAACUCCCUCCAAAGAUUUUCUAUGGGGUUGAGAUCUGGAGACUGGCUAGGCCACUCCAGGACCUUGAAAUGCUUCUUACGAAGCCACUCCUUCGUUGCCCGGGCGGUUGUGUUUGGGAUCAUUGUCAUGCUGAAAGACCCCAGCCAGGUUUCAUCUUCAAUGCCCUUGCUGAUGGAAGGAGGUUUUCACUCAAAAUCUCACGAUGCAUGGCCCCAUUCAUUCUUUCCUUUACACGGAUCAGUCGUCCUGGUCCCUUUGCAGAAAAACAGCCCCAAAGCAUGAUGUUUCCACCCCCAUGCUUCACAGUAGGUAUGGUGUUCUUUGGAUGCAACUCAGUAUUCUUUGUCCUCCAAACACGACGAGUUGAGUUUUUACCAAAAAGUUCUAUUUUGGUUUCAUCUGACCAUAUGACAUUCUCCCAAUCCUCUUCUGGAUCAUCCAACUGCACUCUAGCAAACUUCAGACGGGCCUGGACAUGUACUGGCUUAAGCAGGGGGACACGUCUGGCACUGCAGGAUUUGAGUCCCUGGCGGCGUAGUGUGUUACUGAUGGUAGGCUUUGUUACUUUGGUCCCAGCUCUCUGCAGGUCAUUCACUAGGUCCCCCCGUGUGGUUCUGGGAUUUUUGCUCACCGUUCUUGUGAUCAUUUUGACCCCACGGGGUGAGAUCUUGCGUGGAGCCCCCAGAUCGAGGGAGAUUAUCAGUGGUCUUGUAUGUCUUCCAUUUCCUAAUAAUUGCUCCCACAGUUGAUUUCUUCAAACCAAGCUGCUUACCUAUUGCAGAUUCAGUCUUCCCAGCCUGGUGCAGGUCUACAAUUUUGUUUCUGGUGUCCUUUGACAGCUCUUUGGUCUUGGCCAUAGUGGAGUUUGGAGUGUGACUGUUUGAGGUUGUGGACAGGUGUCUUUUAUACUGAUAACAAGUUCAAACAGGUGCCAUUAAUACAGGUAACGAGUGGAGGACAGAGGAGCCUCUUAAAGAAGAAGUUACAGGUCUGUGAGAGCCAGAAAUCUUGCUUGUUUGUAGGUGACCAAAUACUUAUUUUCCACCAUAAUUUGCAAAUAAAUUCAUUAACAAUCCUACAAUGUGAUUUUCUGGAUUUUUUUUCCUCAAUUUGUCUGUCAUAGUUGACGUAUACCUAUGAUGAAAAUGACAGGCCUCUCUCAUCUUUUUAAGUGGGAGAACUUGCACAAUUGGUGGCUGACUAAAUACUUUUUUUCCCCACUGUAUAUAUAUAUAUAUACGACUCAGUCAAUCUGAACGUGGAAUCUUUUGUCUUUCAGAAAUGAAAACAUGCCUUUCUCUCUUUCACACUGAAGCGUCAGUCUUUCUUCCACUUCUAACGUCCUUCUGUCUUUUUCACUCUCUCUCUCUCUCUCUGUCCUUCAUGCAGCAUGAUGAGGAAUAGAAGGGGUUGAGGUUGAUUACGGGCUUGUGUUUUCUCUAACUGAUGUCGUUCAAGUGCUAGUAACUAAUGGACAAUUUAUCUUAGUUCUAUCAAAGGCCGGUGAUGAUGAGUUGUAAUGUCUGAUAGUUGAAACAAGUUAUAUAUCCGUGUCAAGGUUCAAACUCCUUGCCUGGUUUGUAAAUGUGUAUACUAUGCUGAUGUAAUGAUUUCUAAUUCGGUUUUCUUUUUGCUGAAGACUUGAAUUGUUAUGCAUGCCAAAGGAAAUCUGUGUCCAUAUAAUACCCGAGUCUUGUUUUCAAGCCAGGUUUUGUAUGACUUUUGCCGAAUGAAAUAUUUUGCAUUUUAUUUCAUAUUUUCAGAAAUAGGAAAUGAAACGAUAUAGCCUGCUAUAAUGUAUGCAGAUGAUUUAUCUAGCCCUUAUAAACUACCCUAUAAAAAAAAAUAUAUAUUAAAAAAAGAUAUUUUACUAAAGAAAUGUAGUCAUUUGUUUUAUGACUAGUAACGGUACUCCAGCAAUAUUUUUUUAAUAAAAGGUUCAUAGCAUCACAUUGGAAAUCACUGCUUUUGUAUCUGUGUAUAGGCACUCAUAAUACUUAUCCAAUGUUUAUAUAUUGAUGCUAUACUCUUACAUUAGUUUGUAUAUGAGUUACUGUAACCUAAAUGAUUUAGAAACCAUGUUAUUGUUAAAAGAAGCAUGACCAAAUUAUAUGUAUUUGAUAUAUCCUCUGUAAUUAUGUUCCAACAUUAUAUACACCACAGCCACCAUCAAUAACUCCCUAGUUAGUCCGACUGCCUUAAACUAGAUGAAUGUAUGUUCAUGUUACAGGUAAUUCUAUAUUUCUGUUGGUCGAUGCAUUUCAGUAUGUUCUAUUUCGUGUGUUGCCACUUUCAACCAUGUAAUAAACAUAUAUACUCCCACUUGUUUACAGUCAAGUUUGCUUAAAAAAGUGAAGUUAGCUACAACAUAAUCAUGUUAUUAUUAAAUUAGAAAUAAAAAUGAAGACAUUGUAUUGUAUGUUUUCACACAUGGGAAAACUGCUCCAUCAGAGGUCAGAGAUCAAGCAGCUGGAAGGAGAGAUCUUCAGAGAACACUGUUUGUACCCUGGACACAAGAAGACCAACAUUAUUGUGACCAACAGGUACGGUAUGGAAGAUUUGAGUUCGACAUGACUACUGCCUCGGGGUAGACGUUUUUUAUAUUGGGAUAUUGGUUUGAGAAAAUACACUUUACCUGAAAAGGGCCGUAACAAAUUGUGCCUUCGGAAAGUAUUCAGACCCCUUGACUUUUUCCACAUUUUGUUACGUUACAGCCUUAUUCUAAAAUGGAUUAAUUUAAAUAAAAAUGCUUAUGAAAACUUAUGUAAAUAUGGUAUCUGCUUUUUAUUUGUAAUACAUUUGCUAAAAUUUCUAAAAACCUGUUUUCCGCUUUGUAUUGUGUGUAGAUUGAUGAGGGGAAAAAAUGAAUUCAAUCAAUUUUGGAAUAAGGCUGUAACAUUAAAAAAAUGUGGAAAAAGGGAAGGGGUCUGAAUACUUUCCGAAUGCACUGUGUAUAUACAGUACCAGUCAAAAGUUUGGACACCUACUCAUUCCAGGGUUUUUCUUUAUUUUUACUAUUUUCUAUAUUGUAGAAUAAUAGUGAAGACAUCAAAACUAUGAAAUAACACAUAUGGAAUCAUGUAGUAACCAAAAAAGUGUAAAACAAAUCAAAAUAUAUUUUAUAUUUGAGAAUCUUCGAAGUAGCCACCGUUUGCCUUGAUGACAUCUUUGCACACUCUUGGCAUUCUCUCAACCAGCUUCAUGAGGUAGUCACCUGGAAUGCAUUUCAAUUAACAUGUGUGCCUUGUUAAAAGUUAAUUUGUGGAAUUUCUUUCCUUCUUAAUGCAUUUGAGCCAAUCAGGUAUAAAGAAGAUAGCCCUAUUUGGUAAAAGACCAAGUCCAUAUUAUGGCAAGAACAGCUCAAAUAAGCAAAGAGAAACGACAGUCCAUCAUUACUUUAAGACAUGAAGGUCAGUCAAUCCGGAAACUUUCAAGAACUUUGAAAGUUUCUUCAAGUGCAGUCGCAAAAACCAUCAAGCUCUAUGAUGAAACUGGCUCUCAUGUGGACCGCCACAGGAAUGGAAGACCCAGAGUUACCUCUGCUGUAGAGGAUAAGUUCAUUAGAGUUACCAGCCUCAGAAAUUGCAGGCCAAAUAAAUGCUUCACAGAGUUCAAGUAACAGACACAUCUCAACAUCAACUGUUCAGAGGAGACUUUGUGAAUCAGGCCUUGAUGGUCGAAUUGCUGCAAAGAAACCACUACUAAAGGACACCAAUAAGAAGAAGAGACUUGCUUGGGCCAAGAAAAACAAUGGACAUUAGACCGGUGGAAAUCUGACUUUUGGUCUGAUGAGUCCAAAUUAGAGAUUUUUGUUUCCAACCGCCGUGUCUUUGUGAGACGCAGAGUAGGUGAACGGAUGAUCUCUGCAUGUGUGGUUCCCACUGUGAAGCAUGGAGGAGGAGGUGUUAUGGUGUGGGGGUGCUUUGCUGGUGACACUGUCAGUGAUUUAUUUUGAAUUCAAGGCACACUUAACCAGCAUGGCUACCAUGUGAUACGCCAUCCCAUCUGGUUUGCGCUUAGUGGGACUAUCAUUUGUUUUUCAACAGGACAAUGGCCCAACACGGGGCGGCAGGUAGCUUAGUGGUUAAGAGCGUUGUGCAGUAACCGAAAGGUCGCUGGUUCUAAUCCCUGAGCCGACUAGGUGAAAAAUCUGUCGCUUGUUGCCCUUGAGCAGGCACUUAACCCUAACUCCAGCUGUUAAGGCUAUUUGACCAGAAGGAGAGUGAGGAGUGCUGCUCGAUGACCUGGCCUCCAAAUCCCCAACUCAACCAUUGGGAUGAGUUGGACCGUAGAGUGAAAAAGCAGCUACAAGGGGCUCAGCAUAUGUGGGAACUCCUUCAAAGACUGUGGAAAAGCAUUCCAGGUGAAGCUGUUGAGAGAAGCCGAGAGUGGGGCAAAGCUGUCAUAAAGGGCCCAAAGGGGCUACUUUGAAGAAUCUCAAAUAUAAAAUAUUUGAUUUGUUAACAUUUUUCUGGUUACACUGAUCCAUAUGUGUUAUUUCAAGUUUGAUUCUUCUAUUUUUCGACAAUGUGAAAAUAGACAAAUAAGAAAACCCUUGAAGAUAGGUGUGUCCAACUUUAAACUGGUACUGAAUAGAGAGAAGAAAGAUAUACUGUAUAUAAUGUAUCUAUAUUUCAUUAAACACCCCUUUGCUUUAUUUUUUAAAAUUUAACGUUUCUGUCAAUUUAAUACAAUUAUUCUAAUAUGAGGGUUGUCAUGUAUUUUGCCCUUAUCACGUUCUAACUCGUAGGCCCCAUGGUAUCUUUUCUUCUCCUACAGGAGAGUGAUGUGUGUGAAGGAGAUAGAGUUUGUGGGACACUUCAACAAAGAGUGGGAGUGUCUGUUUGAGCAUUUCUCAAGGCCUCCACACGUGGAGGGAGGGGACCUGAACAUCUACUGCAAGGUAUGACUGAGACAUUUUUACCUGAGAAAAUAAAAUGGCAUCCUUCGGUCCUGUCAGAACUAUUUAAAUGUUUAAACUCACUUACCUAUUUAGUUACUUACUUCCUUAUUUCCUUAAGUUCCUUCCUGAAUCUCUUUGUGUGACUGCAGGAACUGAACAAGCUGAAGAUCCAAAAGAGAGAUGGACAGGAACCAAUGAGAGUGCUGCACCUCAAGUACCCUGCCACUGCCCAGGUCCCAAUCAUACACCUUUGUGUGUGUGUGUGUGUGUGUGUGUGUGUGUGUGUGUGUGUGUACUGUGUGUGUGUGUACUGUGUGUGUGUACUGUGUGUGUACUGUGGUGGUGUGUGUGUGUGUGUGUCGCGUGUGCGCUUGUGUGUGUGUGUGUGCACAUACGCGAGUGCGUGCGGUAUCCAUAGCAAGGUCCUCACAAGUAUAGAAAAACGUGUGUAUGUGCUUGUGUUCGACCCAAAGUAACUAACUGCCUCUCCUCCUCCUCCUCCUCCUCCUCUGUAGAAACUGUGGGGAAGCCAUAGAGCAGGCUCAGUCGGCCCAGAGGCAGCAUCGAAUGGUGAAGCAAAAAUCACAGCGCUUUCUCCGACUGGGAGACAAGCGUUGA